Molecule: messenger RNA, 792 nt
Organism: Malassezia japonica
Lineage: Eukaryota; Fungi; Basidiomycota; Malasseziomycetes; Malasseziales; Malasseziaceae
Exons: 2
Coding region: 1-792 (263 amino acids)
Biological process (GO): tubulin complex assembly; post-chaperonin tubulin folding pathway
Cellular component (GO): cytoplasm
Source: RefSeq, a predicted model, not a curated record
AUGGCCAAUGCGUCGGACGCCGCCGCGUUCUUUGCGCGGUUUCCCGCGCAGCUCGCACGCUGGGGGGGGCGGUCCGAUGCGGCGGUCGACGCGCUGGGCGAGGCGCGCCGCGCGCUGCAGACAGCCGCGCCACGGUUGCCGCCGCACGACCUGCAAAAGUACGAGCAGGAGCUGCAGGCGAUCCAGCGCGAGCUCGCCGAAAAGGGGCAGCGCGCGCGCGGGGCAUUCCAGUUUCGUCGGAGGGCGCAGCGCGCGCCUGCCGCGGCCGCGGCGCCGGCCGCGGCCACGACGCCUUCCACGCCCCGCACGCGCGACGCGUGGCUCGGUACGGCAGAGCUCGGCACGGGCGGCGUCGUGGCGGCGCACCUCGACGGGUGCAUCGUCGACCUGCGCACGGCAGACGUCUCGGCGCUGCACCUCCAUCACGCACAGAAUACCCUCGUGCUGCUCGGCGACGUGUCGAGCAGCAUUCUCCUCGAGCACUGCACGCGUUGCAUCGUCGUCGGCUCGGUGGGCCAGUGCCGUGUAUUUGAAGUGCGUGCAAGCGCCCUCCUCGUCGACACGAGCUCGGUCGUGACGCUCGAGGCGUGCGAUGCGAUCCAGAUCGGGGGGCGCGUCGCGCCCGCGCCCGCGCUGCGCGUACAAGACUUUGGCGACGCGUUUGGCGGCCAUGCGCACUGGCGCGCCGUCGACCCCGCCGUGUACAGUGGGAUGGCGCGCGCGCUCGCGGCGCUCAAUCCACACGCGGACCCGCCGCACGUAGCGCCUUUUCACGCACUCUUUGCUCUCUAG